This is a messenger RNA of Candidula unifasciata, 453 nucleotides long. NCBI's taxonomy places the organism in Eukaryota, Metazoa, Mollusca, Gastropoda, Stylommatophora, Geomitridae. The record is from the annotation of a GenBank genome assembly.
GUGCUGGUUAAUGUUCCCACAAAACAACAUCGGUCAGAAAUCCUGGAAGUCCUCAUGGCAGACUUGCAUAUAGCAUCAGACGUAUCAGUUCCAGAGUUGGCUAAUUGCACUGUCGGGUUUGUUGGUGCUGACUUGCAAGCCUUGUGUGAAGAAGCAGUCAAUCAUGCACAUACUCAAAUUGAAUCCCAUGUAGUACAUCCCAUGGAACCAGAAGUGCACAUGUCACAUUUUGUACAGGCUCUCCACACUGUCAGACCUUCAAUGAAGAGAGGUUUAGAUAGUGUUGUGGAAAUCAAACCUGUGAGAUGGGAGGAUAUUGGAGGUUUAGAGGAUGUAAAAGCAGAAAUUAGGCAGGCAGUUGAAUGGCCCCUGCUGUACCCUGAAGCACUACAGUCGUUUGGGCUUGUCUUCAACAAAGGGCAUUCUCCUGUAUGGGCCACCAGGUUGCUGUAA